This is a messenger RNA of Linum tenue, 294 nucleotides long. Lineage: Eukaryota; Viridiplantae; Streptophyta; Magnoliopsida; Malpighiales; Linaceae. The record is from the annotation of a GenBank genome assembly.
AUGAAAAACGGAAUGGCGGCUCGACAGCUCCUCCAACUGCCGAAACCCACAGCACUGCCUCCGAUGCCCACCAUCCCAUCUACUCUGCCGCAACCAACACUGCCACCACUCCCCAGCGCCGCCGGCGCCAUUCCCACCAUCCCAUCUCUGCCAACCCUGCAACCACUCCCCAGCGCGAUUCCGACCAUGCCCACCAUUCCUUCCAUGCCAAAGGUUUCUCUGCCGCCGUUGCCCAGCGGGUUUCCAACCAUGCCUUCCAUCCCCGGCCUUACCCCGGCGGGACCUGGAAACUGA